GAACUUUGCGUCUGACAGUAGAUACAUACAUACUUGCGCUGAUGCCAUUCAACCUUGUGUAAAAGAGUUGUCCUUCAUUCUAUAUUUCUAUAUUUUGCAGAACCAUCAGCAAGAUUGAAGUCUGCUAAACAAAUGGAAAGAAGACAAGACAAGCGUGCCAGUAUUGAAGGGUCCCUUCUUUCUCCAUCAAUGGAAAUGUUAUCUAGUAAAGGAUCUUCCAGUUCCAAAUGUGAAAUCAGUGCACUUGGUCAUGGUGACACAGUCCACCAAUCACAGGAGUCCUUGGUGCCAGCUUAUCCAAGUGACCAUGAGGAUAGUGUCCAGCUACGCACCUUGGAGCAGACUGAUGCUGAUGAUGAAGAAGAAGUUGACAUUGAUCAGGUGUCUUCCAAAUCCUCAACUGAUGAGUCUCGACUGCUUGACGUUCAUCUAGAAUCUUGGAACUCUCAACCUGUUACCCAAACUGCACGACCAAUUGAAACCACAGACAGUGUGUGUGGACUGCUGGACAUAGAGGAGGUGAGAGAUGUGUGGACUGAGCCUCCCAAUGGACGUGCCUCAUUCCCCAGUCAAGCAUUGCUCCACAGAGCUCGAGGGGGUGACGAUUACCUAAGGUUUGUGACAACAGCCUCCACACCAAACCUCUCUUCCACUCCAAUCCGACCACUAAACCAUGGUUCCGAUAUACCGAGCAACCAUUGUGCUGAGACUUCUGCUCUGGAUUGUCAGCAUGUGCGCACCAAUCUCGGGCUUGUGAGGAGGGCCAGCAGUGCUGGGGAGAGCCACUUGGCUUUCCAACACCGACCGACUGCUGAGAGAGACAGUGAUUUCCUAACAAUACCAAGGGUUUCUAGCUAUCAAAACUCCACUGGCCGAGAUGUCAGCUCCAUAAAAUCUGAACGACUAGACGAGGAAAUACGGAACUUGCAGGUUGCAGUAAACUUGAGAUCUAGCAUGACUGAAGGCAUAUAUGAGCAUGUCGUGCUUGCCGAUGAGAGAUUGGCUGGAGAACCACAGGACUUUACAUGCAGUCCAGGGAAAAUGAGUGUCGCCACUUUCCUGUCGAGUGGUCAAGCUGAAGAGAAACAUCAACGUGGUAACCUAAGCCCCCAUGAGGAUGCUGAGAGCCGAGAAACAUGGGAGGAGAAAGCCAGCUCCAUUCAUGUCACCAAGACUGGCCUGAUGUUAGGCCGGAAUUCUCCACCUUUGCCCAAACAGGAAUUGAAAACUAUCGAGUCAUUGGAUGAGAGGUUUGUGUUGCCUGAGAAAGCAUACAAGAAGCUGAAGAAUGAUUGGGAAGAAUGCAGCAAGAGGGACAGCUGCUUGGCUCCUGACAGUGAUUUGCGUUCUUGCGGGCUGGGGGGUUUUGUUUCUGAGGAGAAUCUUCGGUUCAAUGGCAACGAAGCUCCCAACUGCUACUGCUUGAUGGAGAAGAGUCACUUGGACUGGAACAGCUCCAUUAGUUCUUACUCUGAGUCACGUGAAUCUGUCCCAGACAAACUGUCUGAGGAGGUAGAUGAAAUCUGGAAUGAUCUGGAGGACUACAUCAGGAAAAGUGAGACGACCAAGCGGGACCGUCUGCCUGCAGCUUUCCCAGUCAGUGAGGACGACCUGUGUGGACCAGUUAGCUCCCGGGGCAGUCGGAAGGAAAGGUCACUUGCUUGCUCAACAAAGGUGAGCCCUAGCUUUGUUGAAGCAGUGAAGAACAAAUCUGGCAGAGUGAGCACUAGUAGUGUCAAGAUGGAUUACAGCGAGCCAUCACUGAUAACGGCGAGUAUUGCCUCCUCUUUGGAUGGUGAGGCAAUUGAGACAGAGGGUUUAUGGGGCAGUACUAAUGCUGAGACUGGCCAGGAUCUAGACAUCAUGGAUCGAACCAAACGCAGAGUCUAUUACAUGGCCCGGCAGUAUAGCCAAAAAAUCAAGAAGGCCAAUCAGCUGCUGAAGAUGAAGAACACAUCAGAGCAAUCACCCUCUGAUCAACCCAAGAGAAAGUGCAAGGACCUGGUGGCUAUUCUGGAGGAAAAGAAACAAGGCGGUACUGCUAUUGGUGCCCGAAUUGCUGAAUACUCCCAGCUGUACGAUCAGCUCCUGUUCAGAGAGACUCCAUCCAAAUCAUCACCGAGUAUGCCAGUAGACAACAGUGGUGAGGUGUGGGCACAAAAAACUCUGCAAAGCCCAGUCUCCAGUCACCCCUCCCAUGAGCAUUCCCUGGGCACUGAGGACUGGCUGCUACACUCUACCUACAGUAAUGGGGAAUUGGCAGAUUUUGUUGCUUGGCCAGAUAUUCAGGGACUUGCUGCUAAAUAUUCUAUCCAAGAGAAGAACGUGACAAGUGGGCAAUUUCAGAACAGAGGGGUGUUGGCUGGCUCAGUCCCUUCUGUUGCAGCCUGUCCAUCUGUCCCAAUGCAGCAGCGAUGGAGUGCCAUUAUUGUCCCGUCUGGUGGGCCAGACUGCUUGGCACGUGGCUACAGCUCCCUGGGUCGCAGGACGAGUGAUGGUAAGCAACAGGAGACUUCACUGUCUUCUCCAACUGUGUCAAUGAGCCAGUCCUCUGAAUCUAUUGACCAUGCCUCAGACAAGGAGGCAGUAUUCUCUAAACAGGAUUCUGCCUCUGACAGACUGCAUGUUGGGAGCCAAGAAGUCGAGGAGCCAGCUCUGACUUUACGGGACUCGGAGAAGAUUGUUGUAGUUAACAGGGUUCCGCCAUGCGAUCCCCUACUGGCAACGCAGAACUACUUUGCCAAUUUCAAUGACACUGGGGAAGAUGAUGAAGACUACGUGGAGAUUAAAUCUGAGGAUGAGGAUUAUGAAGACUUAGAUGAGGGAACCUUCACUCAUGACCUGAGCUUGCAUUUUAAUGGCAAAGCAGAAUCGACUCCUGAUCCUGGCAGCGCUCGUUUGGCUCAUGCCUCCUGUAUCCCACUGUCAAAUAGCAGUGCGGUGGGCUCUUUAACUAUGUUGGCAGAGCCUGAUCAGCUGAGCCACUAUCUGUGGCGGGAGCCCUCUCCCAGCCAGCAGAAUAUUGUUCAGACUCUGCGGGACAAGUUUCAGUGUCUCAGCUCCAGCAGCUUUGCUUGAACAUUUGGUCCCGGUUCGAAGACUGAAGAGAGAUAACAAGGAAACCAUAACACGUUAACUGUUUGCAAGCACCUCUUGUAGAUUUCCAGCUACCCUGCCACCAUUCUGCUAUUGCUGUCGAAGUCGGCGAACCUUUUGUGUCAAAUAGUAUCUAGGUUGUGGCAAUGAACAAGUUUUGGAAAUGCAAAAAAAAUGCAAAUAGGGUUUAGUUUUGUGUAAAAACAGGAACCAGUGGCAAAAGUGACCAGGAAAUGCAUAUGUAUCUUGCAUGCUAUGAGGAGUAUAAGUGCUGGGGGUUGGAAGAUUUGAUCCGGGGUAAUUGGCUGCCUGUAUCUGAUCCAGAUCUUUUAUGGACUCCAGUCUCACUCAGGAUGUCUUUGUUUUGAGUGGGGAAUGAUCUGUACACAAGAAUGAUCCAAUCUGUCCGAGUCCUAACCUCGGAGACUGAGGGCAUUACCGCUUCACACAUCAAAUUGCAUAAACCAUAAAUGGAGCUGUUUGGGCAAAAUUUCUUCUCCCUGUCCAGCUAGCUAUGGGACUAUUAUUGAAAUUGAGUGGUGGAAAGAGUGGCUAGUGUGAACAAUAUGAUGGGCUUGUUGAAAUUUGUCAAAUGAAAAACCAGGUUAAAGAGAAAGAAGACCCAGCCCUCAUUCAGUUUGCCUGUCGUUUCUCCACAGACCAUCGAUGUAUUGCCUUUUUGUUUAAAAGGAAAAGACGUUAGAGUUCAGAAUUUUGACUGGUCAGUUACCAGCUGGAAAAGUGACCACAUGAUAUAACUGGAGUCCGACCAUCAGCCUGUUGGUUCUUCACCCCCUGUACGUUUCCUGGUUUCCUCUGUGCUAAACCUCCACCCCCUUGCCCCUGCCCAUCACCAGUUGCCUCUGAUGUUAUUGCAUCAAACCGAUUUGAUUCCUCCUAUCGCAGCACUAAUGCUAAAUGCCUUCAGGCUUCUCUUACUUGUGCUGAGCUAGUCAUCCUUUUCGAAAGAGCAAACAUUGAGAAACUGGGAAAUUCAACAGGUUAAUUUGCUCAGAUGAGGAGAAGAUGAAAGACAACAGCACCUCUGCUCACUUGUAUAAAGUGGAAAUUUGCAUAAGCACUCUGUUCUUUGUGAGUUGAAGAUAGUCAAUGAUUUUAGUGGGGGCCAGGGUAAGAAGGGGUGGUGACUGCUGGGGAAGGUAUUGACAUUGGGAAUUUCAGAAAGCGAUAUUGAUACCCUAUCAUGAACUAUUUACCAACUAGACAUUUACUAUAUUGCUAGCCUGUAUUGGUAUCAGUGACUUUUUUCUGUAAUGGAGCACAGAGUGCAAGGUAAGAGGGUGGUACUGCAGAUUAUGGUAACUAAUGAAGGAAUGCACUGAUUAAAAAUCAUGUACUGAUUACAUUGAUGUAUUGGUCUCUGUUUGGAGACUGGGAGUUCCAAUCUUUCUCACUUGAUUCUAUACAUUCCACAUGGUUAUUUCAUGGUUAUAGAUUUUUACAUAGACUAUUGGUUGUGAGUAACUAGAAGUUGUUUCAAUUGUUGAAUCUUUUCAUCUUCAGCUUAUUAAUUAUUCUGAGACUAGAUGUAAACUUGUUCACAGCCCUUUACUCAGGUUCCACUUGCCUCCAUUCUAGUUCCACAGACACUGACCAUUUCUGCUGGUAUCAUCUUCAUCCGAUUUUUCACUAUAAUCGCAAAUAAGAUCUUGAUGUUCAGUGAAAGAUGCUGUUUGGGAUCCGAGAUCAAUUGGAAAGUGUUCAUCGUGGGAAACAUUGAAACCCAGUAACCUGUUCACAACAAAUGGGCAAAUCUAGAUCUAACCGCAGUCCAAUCAAGUAUUGCAUUCAGACUUUGGCAAGCUGUUUGUCUAGUCAUUUGUGUGGACUUAAAGUGCUCAGAAUACAGUAUCUUAAUAUAAUUUGACACCCCACUGUUUAGAAAUCCCGAGUCUAAGGUUUGUGUCUCUGGAUCACAAUUUAAUUGAUGCUGCAGUAAAUUUAAUCAAUUCUUUUUGAAUUCUCCCUGUCUCUACAGUUAAUUGAACCAGUAAUCUUUUUCAUUUUAGUUGGCAGUGGGCUUCAAAUCAGUCACUCAUUCAUUCAUUAUGAAUUUGCACCAUAGGUUUAUUAGAGAGCCGUGUACUGUUUUGAAAUCUUAUAGAAUAAGCCAUACAUAAGGUGCCCAAAAGAAUUUUAUAGAUCUACACCACAUCUACUCUAUAUAUCUGAACAUCCCUGAGAAAACUAUCAGGGAAAUUACCUCCUUGUUUAUAUCUCUGUGCCUCCUUUUCAUAAAACAUAAAUAAUAGCUGUACACUGAACCCAGCUUCAGGUAACAGUACCGCAUGUGACUAGGAUAUGAAUCCCAUUGCUUGGUCUUCCAUCACAAAUUUGCCACUUCCUCACUUGACUGUUCAUCCAUAUUGAAAACUGGACAAACAAAUGGUGAGUUUAUUUUUGAGAUACAAGGCUUCUAAUUUUAAGCAUCAUGAGAUGCACUUGAUGUAGCAACUGAAGUGAGGGUUUAAUGACUUCUAACCUUGAAAGUCAGUGGAUAGUAACAGUUCACAAAAUAUAGUUAGAAACUUUAAAAUUUCAUAUCAGAAAUUUUUAGUAUUAGGUUAAUACUUUGCAAUUCUCAUUCAUUGCAUAUUAGCUCGAGUUAAUGAAUUAAAAUGAACAUCACUGAACUGGAGAGGGGAGAUACUGAUGUUUAUAUUCUGGAAAAUUAUUUCAGAAUUCCCUGAGUUACCAGUUUAAUUUCCUAAUAUCAUUCCUUUUUAGAAGCUAUAUUGUACAAAUCACAUUGCCAGGAAUUGAUCUGCAAUGGUAAGGGAUUAUAAUGAAAAUCACUUGCAGUUCUGACAUGUGGUACUUGAAGGUAAUUUUUUUCCAGUGUUGAAACUGAAGUGACUGCUGAGAUGACCAAGUUAAAUUUAAUGAAAAAAACUCUCAAACUGAGGUUGUGAUGACUUGUCCUGUGGACAAGAGAUUGAGCUGAAUAAUGACUUCCAAUAAAAAAAAUUGCACUUUUUAUGGUUUAUUUUGUAAAAAUUUCUGAAUGUUGAACAUGUAGCAAAAUAUUUUUUAAAAAUUGCUCGCUUAAUUAAUUUUACUUUGCUCAAAGAAAAGCUGAGCCUAAUGCAUGCCAAAUUUACCAGGAAUAGUUCUAAAAUCUCAUUUUAACUUUUUUAUAAUAUUGUUUUCUGUCUGGAGGAACAUCCUCCAUGUACACUAUACAGAAAUGAUUCAUUUGAAAUAAAUAACUGAAGUCUU
Stegostoma tigrinum is the source of this 6336-nucleotide messenger RNA. RefSeq names its product pleckstrin homology domain-containing family G member 1-like. Lineage: Eukaryota; Metazoa; Chordata; Chondrichthyes; Orectolobiformes; Stegostomatidae. The record is from RefSeq and is a predicted model, not a curated record. The coding region runs from base 133 to 3078 and encodes 981 amino acids. The transcript has 5 exons.